Molecule: messenger RNA, 424 nt
Organism: Drosophila kikkawai
Lineage: Eukaryota; Metazoa; Arthropoda; Insecta; Diptera; Drosophilidae
Source: RefSeq, a predicted model, not a curated record
UAUGUAAGCUUACAACUUAUAGAGCUCAGUUGAUAAUUGAAAUUCGAGCUCUUCGGACUGUUACAAAACAAAAAAUCUAAAAAUUCCAUACAAAAUUUAUAUUUCUUAAAUUUAUAAAGCAAAAAACUUUCAACCAUGUGCCACUACCCUUGCUAUCCUUGCGCCGCCUUGUGCCCCUGUGGUGGCAGUGGACCCAGUGGCUUUUAUGAUCCUUGCUUUGGUCCCUAUAAUGGUCCUUUCAACUCUUGGUGCGGGCCCAGUGGUCCUGGCUUCUGGGGAGGUGGCUGUUGCUAAUUAAAAUUCUUUUAAACUAAAGGUGGACCAGCUUUAAUUGGAAAAUAUUUAUUUUAAAGCUUAAAGGAAUUUAUGUAACAGUCGUAAGAGUCGAAUUUUGAUUCAAUAAACUCGAGAGCUGAUAAAAAAA